This is a messenger RNA of Thermothelomyces thermophilus ATCC 42464, 218 nucleotides long. RefSeq lists its product as uncharacterized. The transcript has a single exon. NCBI's taxonomy places the organism in Eukaryota, Fungi, Ascomycota, Sordariomycetes, Sordariales, Chaetomiaceae. Bases 40 to 213 code for a protein of 57 amino acids. The record is from RefSeq and is a predicted model, not a curated record.
AAGACUAUCAUAAAUCAUUAGCUGGCUCAGGGAUCGGCCAUGGAACUCACUAGACUUCCAGUAUCCCGACCUGUCGUCCGUCGGCGCCGACCUGCAGGACCACCACCCGACCCACGAACUUCCUCUUCAACCUCUCUCGCCAGGCCUGCCUUCCCCAACCCGGACACCAUCCUCACCGACGCCACCUACAACGCGACCGUCUGGGCCGAGUAAUUGCC